This is a messenger RNA of Entamoeba nuttalli P19, 3996 nucleotides long. RefSeq names its product phospholipid-transporting P-type ATPase, putative. Gene Ontology annotation, cellular component: plasma membrane. Gene Ontology annotation, biological process: phospholipid translocation. The coding region runs from base 1 to 3996 and encodes 1331 amino acids. Gene Ontology annotation, molecular function: ATP hydrolysis activity; magnesium ion binding; ATP binding. The record is from RefSeq and is a predicted model, not a curated record. The transcript is spliced from 3 exons. Lineage: Eukaryota; Evosea; Mastigamoebida; Endamoebidae.
AUGUCGGCUAAGGUGAAACAAAAAAAACCUGAAAAAUCUGAAUUAAGAUAUCCGACUAUUCAUUUAUUUGAUUAUCAAAGAAAUAAAAAGGAAGGAUUUCCUGAUAAUUCUGUUAAAACAACAAAAUAUUAUUGGUGGAGUUUUAUUCCAGUUUUUUUAUUUAAUCAGUUUAAAUAUUUCAUUAACUUAUUCUUCUUAAUUGUUGCAAUUUUAUCCUGUAUUCCACAGUUAUCAGCAGCAAGUCCAGUUGCUUCAAUAGUACCUGUAUGUAUUAUGUUAGGAUUUUCAUGUAUUAGAGAGUUACUUGAUGAAUUUAGAAAGUUUAGGGCAGACAAAAAAUUAAAUAAAGUAGAAUAUGAUAAAUUACAAACUGAUGGAAAUUUAAUUAAAAUCAAAGCAAGUCAGAUAUAUCCAGGAGAUAUUUUGGUUCUUCCAAAUAACUCAAGAAUUCCAGCUGAUGGUAUUCCAUUACAAACAACAAAUGAAGAUGGUCUUGUAUUUAUUGAAACAUCUGAGUUAGAUGGUGAAAGUAAUCUUAAACAAAGAUUAGUUCCAUCUCAUUUUAUUGAUAAGUCAUACGAAGAUAUUUGUAAAUUAAAAGGAGAUUUUCUUACAACACAACCAGAUCCAAAUUUUGAUCAUUUUGUAGGGACAUUUGAAAUAGAGUCACAGAGUUAUAGUGUGUCAGAAAAAAAUUUUAUUCCAAAUGGAUGUACAAUUAGAAAUACAGAAAAAUUAUUAUUAUUUAUUGUCUAUUGUGGGUUUGAUACUAAAUUAUCAAAAAAUUCAUCAAAACCUAAAAUUAAAUUCAGUCAUACUAAUAGUAAGUUUAAUCGUUUUGUUGCUAUUGCACUAGCAUUUGAUUUUAUUGUUAUAUUAGCAUCAACAGUAUGUUAUUUUACAUAUUCAUAUAUUUAUCGUAAAGGAGAAAAUUGGUAUUUACCAGAUACUGACAAUGUUUGGAAACAAACUGUUCUUCACUUUUUUUCAUUCUUAAAUAUGUUUUCAUUCUUAGUACCAGUUUCAUGUCUCGUUUCAUUAGAAUUCUCUAAAAUGUUUCAAAUGCUUUUUAUGUCAUUUGAUUCGGAUUUAGAAAUUAAUACAUUAAACACUAUUGGAGAAAAUGAAACAAAAGGAUGUAUGCCUUGGACUGGGACAUUAAAUGAUGAAUUAGGAUUAGUUGAAUACGUUCUUUCAGAUAAAACAGGAACAUUAACAGAAAAUGAAAUGAAAUUUAUUAAAUGUUCCAUUGAUGGGUAUAUGUUUGAAGAAACAGGAAAUGGUGUAAUAGCAUAUAAUAUGAAUAAUGAAAAUAUAAAUAAAUUUAAAGCAGAAAGAACAUUAUUUGAAAGUGAUGUUGGAAAUAAUUUUGUUGGGGUUUCUAUUCCUGAAUCACUUAUGUCAAGCGCUAUACCAACAGCAGCACAGUCUUUAUUUAUUUCAAGAAGUAUGACAUAUGAUGGUCUUAGAGAAAAAGGAACAACAACUUUAGUAGAAGAAAGUGAGGAUAAAGAAGUAAAUAUAACAUCGUUUGAUUCUUGGAAUAAACCAAUUAAAAGAAGACCAGUAACAAAGUUUAAUGAAAACAAUGAGCCUUUUAGAAGAAAUAGUUUCUUUCAUGACUCAUAUUUUGGUGUUAAUAUGCCAAGAAAUUCUUUAGAUUCACAACCACAAAUUCCAAUUAUGUUAAUUAAUAAAGACAAUGAAGGUAUUAUAAAUGAAACAUCAAAUCCUAUUUCAACUAUAGAAAAUGAAAAUACUACUCAACCUCAAAACUCCCAAAUAAAUCCCCAUUUAAUUACUGUAAAGAAAAAAAGAUCAAAUGAAUAUCCACAAUAUAAACCAAAUAAAUUAACAUUAACAUUAUUUUCUCAUCCAAUGACUGGGAUAACAUCAGAAAAGAUAUCAAGAAAACAAAGUUUAUCUAAGAAAGAUGAUAAUUCCCAAAUAUUAUUUUGUUCAACAGAAGAUGACAAUAAUUCAAAUAAUAAAAAUGAAAGUAUAUUAAAAAAGAUGGAUGAAUUUAUUCGAUGUAUGGCUAUUUGCCAUGAAGCGGUUUCAAAUAUUCAAGGUAAAAAAAUAACAUUUCAAUCAGGAUCACCAGAUGAAAUUGCUCUUUGUGAAGAAGCAUCACUAAAUGGUUAUAUUUUCACUAAAAGAACACAAAAGUCAAUGUUUUUAGUUAUAGCUGGAGAAGAACAUCAAGUUGAUAUUCAAGCAGUUUUUCCAUUUGAUAGUAACAGAAAAAGAAUGAGUAUUUUAGUGAGGAUGUGGGAUGGCACAUUAGUAUUAUAUUUAAAAGGAGCUGAUAUGACUACAUUACCAUUAAUGAAAACAGGUGAAAAAGUAAAAGAAGCUCAAAUGGAUGUAAAUAAAUUUGCUAGAGAAGGAUAUAGAACAUUAGUUCUUGGAUAUAAAAUAAUUCCUGACUCUGUUUUUAUUGAAUGGAUGAUUAAAUAUGAUAAUGCUAAAUCGCUUAUUGUUGGUAGAGAUGAAGCAGUAAAUGCUGCCAUAAGUGAAAUUGAAAAAGACUUUACAUUACUUGGAGUUUCUGCUGUUGAAGAUAAAUUACAAGAUGGAGUACCUGAAACAAUUCAAUCAUUAAGAAGAGGAGGAAUGAGAAUAUGGAUGAUUACUGGAGAUAAAGUCGAAACAGCAAUAAACAUUGGAUCUACAUGUGGAUUAACACAACAAGAAAAAGUUAUUCACAUGACAACAGAUAAUUGUGUUGAGGUAUUAAAAAAUGGAGUAUUAAAUGAAGACUAUUCAGUUGUCUUUGAUUUUGGAGUAUAUAAUGCAGUUGGAAAAUUAGAUGAUUUUUGGAAUAUAGUACUUGGAGCAAAAGCAGUUAUUUGUUGUAGAGUUACACCACUUAUCAAAGGGGAAAUAAUUAAAAAUGCAAAAAAUAGAACAGGAAAAGUAUGUCUAGGAAUUGGAGAUGGAGGAAAUGAUAUUUCAUUAAUUAAAGAAAGUGAUGUUGGGGUUGGAAUUUUUGGAAAAGAAGGUACACAGGCUGCUCAAACCAGUGAUUAUGCUGUUAGGAAAUUUAGACAUUUACAAAAAUUAAUUUAUUUCCAUGGAAGACAAGCACUUAGAAGAAAUACUUUGAUUGUAAAAUUGUCAUUUUAUAAGAAUGUUGCAUUUAUUUUAAUGCAAUUCUGGUUUGGAAUUCAAAAUGCAUUUAGUGGACAAUCUUUAUAUGAGGAUUUAAUUAUUACUUUAUUUAAUAUGAUUAUGACUUCAAUGCCUCCUGUUUUUAUUGGAGCUUUUGAAAUUGAUAUUCCUUUCUUUUCGGCGAGAGAUUAUCCUGAAGCACAUAAAGAAAUCUUAAAAGGAAAUAAUUUUACUUCAAUUACUUCAUAUAUUUCUUGGCUUGUAUUAGCUGUUUAUCAAAGUGUUAUGUUAUAUCUUCUGUCAAGUUCUGUAAUUAUAACAAAUGACGUAUUUGAUGAACAUGGAAAAACUGGUGGAUAUGGUUGUUUCUCAAUUUUAAUUAGUAUUACUUCAACAUUAACAAUAUUAACAACAAUGGCAUUAUCUAUUAAAAGCUGGAACAUCUUUUUAGUUCUUGGAUUCUUUGUAUCUUUCAUACUUUCUCUUGUUUGUAUUUUACUUGUCUCCUUUGUACCUCAAAUGUCAAAGCGUGGUUUGUCAACAAACGCAUUUUCAAUUAUAUUUUCUCAACCAUCAACAUAUCUUUUUAUUUUACUUUAUGUAAUAUUAGCAAUCACUCCAUUAUUACUUCGUAAUUUCUGUAACAGAGCUAUUGCUCCUAAACAAUAUCAAAUUAUUCAAGAAGUUGUUCAUAAACAUCCACUAACAGAAUAUGGAAAACCUAGAAGGAUUUAUCAAGAAGGAAGUGUUGAGGCACAUGAAUACUUUUCUGAAUUUUGUAAACCAAAAUCACUUGACGAUACAAACAACAAGAGCAAUGAAAUUGAAAUGAAACAACAACCAAAUAAUAUUUCCUUUACUGUUAAUUCUUGUGAUAAAUAA